Messenger RNA from Aquila chrysaetos chrysaetos, 2788 nucleotides. It is a transcript of the gene SLCO4C1, whose product is annotated as solute carrier organic anion transporter family member 4C1. The record is from RefSeq and is a predicted model, not a curated record. Lineage: Eukaryota; Metazoa; Chordata; Aves; Accipitriformes; Accipitridae. Bases 98 to 2116 code for a protein of 672 amino acids. Gene Ontology annotation, biological process: sodium-independent organic anion transport; transmembrane transport. Gene Ontology annotation, molecular function: protein binding. Gene Ontology annotation, cellular component: membrane. The transcript is spliced from 13 exons.
CCUGCCCCCGUCGGGGCCGGCCCGUUCUCGGGUAUUUAGAGGAGCGUUGCGCCUGCCGUCGCUUGCAGCUGGUGCUGGGCAGCGGCUUCGUAGCGCUAUGAAGGGUGACGGUAUCGAGAACCCGGUGUUUGAGCCACCCAGCCCCGACCUCCGCCGCCAGCGCCAGGCGAGCCCCGCCGGGGCAGAUGCCGGUGUCGCUGAGGCUGAAGAGGGGCCCUGCGGCUGGGGCUGCUGCGCACCUAAGGCUCUGCAGGUCUGCAACAAUCCUGAGGGCUACCUGGCUGCCUACAGCCUCCUGGCUAUCUUCCAAGGUAUUGUGGUAAAUGGCCUGAUUAACAUUAGUAUUUCGACAAUUGAGAAGCGUUACGAAUUGAACAGUUCCCUCACUGGCUUAAUCUCUGCAAGCUAUGACAUUGCUUUUUGUGUAUUGUCACUGUUUGUAUCUUUCUUCGGAGAAAGAGGGCACAAACCACAAUGGCUUGCUUUCUCAGCAUUUAUGCUAGGAUUGGGCUCACUUAUAUUUUCCUUACCACACUUCAGUAGUGGAAAAUACCACUAUGGAGCUAAACUUGAAGACACAUGUCAAAUUCCAGGAACAAGCUCUGCUAACUUCACUUGCAGUGCCAGCACAAAGUCUUCACUUCCCAACUAUCUGUAUGUCUUUAUCCUGGGGCAGCUGCUGCUGGGAGUUGGAGGAACUCCACUAUAUACUUUGGGGACAGCUUUUAUUGAUGACAGUGUCCCAAAACACAAGUCUUCCCUUUAUAUAGGAAUUGGCUAUGCCAUGUCACUGCUGGGUCCUGCUAUUGGCUAUGUCUUAGGAGGCCAGCUACUUAAUGUUUAUAUUGAUAUCCAGAUCCCAGAAAGUACCAAGAUAGAUCAAGAUGACCCACGUUGGCUUGGAGCAUGGUGGAUAGCAUUUCUUGCAUGCUUUUUUGCAAUUUGGCUCCUUAUAAUACCAUUUACAUGCUUUCCGAAACAACUACCAGGAACAGCAAAAAUACAGGCUGAAAAAAUCUCUGAAACUCAUAAUGAUGGAAGUGAGGUGCUUGUUGAGACCAAGAAUAUUGGAAAAAGUUUUAAAGACUUUCCCAUGGCUCUUCUGAUACUGUUGAAGAAUCCAGUGCUUAUGAGUCUAGUAAUAGCCAGUUCUUCAGAAGCUUUAGUUGCCACUGGCUUUGCCACAUUUCUACCAAAGUUUAUAGAAAAUCAGUUUGGAAAGACAUCAAGUUUUUCAGCAACUCUUGGAGGGCUUGUAUUAAUUCCAGCAGCAGCACUAGGCCAAAUCAUAAGUGGCAUCUUGGUUUCCAAGUGCAAAAUGGAUUGCAAAAGCAUAAUCAAGUUCAUGAUAGGCACUUGUUCAGUGGCCCUAAUAUUAAACACAGUGUUUUUAUUUGCUAAAUGUGGGAACGAACCUUUCGCAGGUGUCUCUGAAACAUAUAAUGGAACAGGCACGCUAUAUAACUUAACAGCACCAUGCAAUGCUAACUGCAGAUGUUUGCGCUCUAUAUACUACCCAGUUUGUGGCAGAGAUGAAGUCCAGUACUUUUCGCCCUGUUUCGCAGGAUGUGCAUCACAUCUUUUUAACAACAUGAAAAAGACAUACCACAACUGUUCCUGUAUUGGGAAACCAGAAAGAGAAAAUGGUUCAGAAGACUUUCUCUAUGAAGCCGUCCCUGGGAAAUGUCCAACACAAUGCAAAUUUUUACCUUUAUUCCUGACCUUCUUCUUUUUUGCUGUUGUUUUUACGUUUAUGGCUGUUACUCCAACAACUGUGGCCAUUCUCAGGUGUGUCCCAGAUAAACAGCGCUCAUUUGCUCUUGGAGUACAGUCAGUGUUUCUACGACUACUGGGUACUAUUCCUGGACCAAUUUUGUUUGGUGUUGCUAUAGACAACAGUUGUACUCUGUGGGAUAUUAAUGAAUGUAAAACUAAAGGAGCCUGUUGGGUUUAUGACAAUGAAAGAAUGGCUUAUCUGCUGAUGGGCAUAAGUGCUGCUUGCAAAAUCAUCACAAUCAUCUUUGUGGUCAUAGCAGUAUGGUUGUAUAAGCCUCCACCAGCAAGUGCAGCCCUGUCACAAAAGGAUUCAGAAACGGUGUCUGCUAUACACACAUAAAUCAUGUGCAAAUCAGGGGCUUUUCAAAGAAGCCAAUAAGAAUAAGCACUGUUACAACACUUGUACCAAAGUUCUUGUACACCAUUACCUAAUAUAAAAGAUCAUAUUCAGUUCUUGAACAAAUUAAAAUAUUUGUGAAUGUGUGUAGUGUUCUCUAACUUACUAAACAUACUUUUUAGUAUUUUAUUGUGUAAAUCUAAAAAAGUGACUCUUAAAUUUGCAGUCUAAGUUUAAAUGUCGAAUUUAUAGCUUAAGUGAAACAAGGUGGAAUACUCGAUCAAAAAAAACCAAACCAAAAAACCCAGGGAAAAUGAGCUGAACUGGGCUGACUGUGAGCCCCAUUUCCCCCUGCUUAUAAAGUAAUACCUAAGUGAGACUGUAGUGGGAGAAAAGAAGUAUCUUGGUAUUUUAAAGGGAACUGUGGAUGUUUAAAAUGGAAUUGUUUUAAUGUGCACAUAAUCUGGGCUAGUGCCUUUGUUGGGGAUUUCGACUGUAGAUAGACUUGGGAAAUGUGCAAGUAUGGACAUGUUUUAAAUGCAAACAUGCAUUUAAAUAUUUGUUAAUAUAAGUCCCUUAGUUUCUAUCUGGAAUAUAUACAGAAAGUUGCUAUCCAGCUGCUUUCUUGUUAACAUUUUUCUAUAAAAUUUGAAAAUAAACCCUAUUUUCUUACUA